GGCAGUAUCGGCUGGAGUAUGCAAAGCGAGCAGCGGUCCGUGUAGAGGCGUUCGUGUGUUUCAGGACAUUUACACAGUUUUUAAUAGUUUACAGUGUGGAUAAUGUGCACGGGUAAACUCGGUUCACUCUGAAACAGGUGUCUGCCUCUGGCGUUUCUGUAUUCUGCGUGUGUGUGUGUGUGUGUGCGCGCGUGUGUGUGUGAAACAUAAGGCGUGUGUGUGAAGCUCAGAGCUGCUGCAGCGAAGACGCGGUGUAUUGUCAUACACAGAGCAACGGCGACAAGAAGCUGAAGAAUAACGCCUAACAACGGUGCUCUUACAUGAUGCAUACAGUUUAUUGAUGACCAUGAUGGCCAGCAUGGUGGAAGACCGUAUCUUGUUAUAAGCGCUGGACUUGUAUGAAUGCGUGGGCUUUGAGGUGGCUGAUCAAAGUGUGCGCCGAGGCAAGCAGUGGGUCGAAGCGCAGCUAGUGAAGAGGGCAUAGUGAGUGCUCACACAGGGGGAUGGAAGCAGUGGACCAGCCCAGUCUACCUCCCUGAUGCUCUGGGUGUGGUGGAUAUCCGUUGGGAGAUGAAUUGGCUCCCGUGUUUGCCUCACCCAUCCUGCCAGUCUCGCAACGCUGCAUUUUGUGAAUGAAGGAUGGGACUCAAAGUGGAUUUAUCGGUACCUGCGUUUGGUUUCUGCUGCAGGGGGAUGGGGCUGCUGUGGACGCUGCUGGUGUCUGCUCUGUUCGCCUGUAGCUCUGCUAUUCUCAUGGACACUGUGGAAAGCCACAGCACGUUCACCUGUGAGCCCAUAGGGCUCCGAAUGUGUCAGGAUCUCCCCUAUAACACCACCUUCAUGCCCAACCUUCUCAACCACUAUGACCAACAGACAGCCGCUCUCGCCAUGGAGCUCUUUCACCCCAUGGUGAACCUACAGUGUUCUCCAGACCUGAGGCCUUUCCUGUGUGCGCUCUACGCCCCCGUGUGUACGGAGUAUGGCCGCAUGUCCCUGCCCUGCCGCAGCCUGUGUAUCCACUCGAAGAGGGACUGUCACAAGCUAAUGGAUAUGUUCGGUGUGUCGUGGCCUGAGGAGAUGGAGUGCAACAGGUUCCCGGACUGUGAUGAGCCGUACCCCCGUGCUGUAGACAUGCUGACCGCUCUGAACACCUCGGACGAGUUGCCUAUGACUGUGCAGAGAGACUAUGGUUUCUGGUGUCCUCGUGAGUUGAAGAUUGAGCCUGAGCUGGGUUACACGUUCCUGGGUGUGCGUGACUGCUCUCCUCCUUGCCCUAACAUGUAUUUCAGACGAGAAGAGCUCACCUUUGUCCGCUACUUCAUUGGCGUCAUCUCCAUCGUCUGCUUGUCCGCCACACUCUUCACGUUUCUUACGUUCCUCAUCGAUGUCACGCGCUUCCGCUACCCGGAGAGGCCCAUCAUCUUCUACGCUGUGUGCUACAUGAUGGUGUCGCUGGUCUUUUUCCUGGGCUUUCUGCUGGAGGAGCGUGUGGCAUGUAACUCGGCUAACCCGGCCCAGUUCAAAGCCUCUACUGUGACGCAGGGCUCCCAUAACAAAGCAUGCACUCUGCUCUUCAUGGUGCUCUACUUCUUCACCAUGGCUGGAAGCGUGUGGUGGGUGAUCCUCACAAUCACCUGGUUCCUGGCUGCUGUGCCCAAGUGGGGCAGUGAGGCCAUUGAAAAGAAAGCCCUGCUGUUCCAUGCCAGUGCCUGGGGCGUACCUGGUGUGCUGACUGUAGCGCUGCUGGCCAUGAAUAAGAUCGAGGGGGAUAAUAUCAGCGGCGUGUGCUUUGUAGGAUUGUAUGAUGUGCACACUCUGCGCUGGUUCGUGCUGGCUCCUCUGUGCCUGGACGUGCUGGUCGGCGUGUCUCUGCUCCUUGCUGGAAUCGUGGCCCUAAACCGCAUCCGCAUGGAGAUCCCUCUAGAGAAAGAGAACCAGGACAAGCUGGUGAAGUUCAUGAUCCGUAUUGGCGUGUUCUCUGUUCUGUACCUGGUGCCACUGCUGACGGUGUUGGGCUGUUACCUGUAUGAACAGGCGUACCGUCCAGUGUGGGAGACCACCUGGGUACUGGAUCGCUGCCGAGAGUAUCACAUCCCCUGUCCUUAUCAGGUGGAUAAGACGAGCAGGCCUAACCUGGUUCUGUUCAUCAUGAAGUACCUGAUGGUGUUGGUGGUCGGCGUCCCAUCUGUGUUCUGGGUGGGCAGUAAGAAGACCUGCUUCGAGUGGGCCAGCUUUCUUCAUGGCCGCAGACGCAAAGACAGUACGGUGAACGACAGCCGUCAGGUCCUGCAGGAGCCCGACUUUGCUCAGGCUCUGUUGCGUGACCCCAAUACACCCAUCAUACGCAAGUCACGUGGCACGUCCACACAGGGCACAUCCACCCACGCCUCCUCCACUCACCUGGCCAUGUUAGAUGAUGUGCGCAGCAAAGCGAGCAGCGUCCACAGCAAGAUGAGCAGCUACCACGGCAGCCUGCAUCGCUCCUGUGACGGCAGGUACACUCCUACCAGCCACCGAGGCAUGGAGGAACGCCCGCCCUACGGGAGCAUGCCCCGCCUUAACGAGCAGCUAUCCCGUCACAGCAGCCUACACCGACUCGACAGCCAAUCACGACACAGCAGCGCACGGGACUUAAGCCAUCCUCCACCUACCAACAUUACACACGGCUCAAGCAUGAACCGCGUAGUGGAGGAGGAUGGGGCGAGUGCAUAAUUACUGAACAGCUCAGUUUACACACACUGCCCUCGGCGUCUGCUCCUGAACACACCGGAACAAGAGACUCCCGACUCUGCAGGUGCACAUGUGAAGACUGCACUCAAGCUAUACACAGUUUGUGUAUUUUAUUUGUACAGAAGAGCCUUUGGGGGAAAGUGUGUUGGUCCAUACUGCCAGUGGUACAUAAUAGAGCUUUGAAAGACUUUUUGAUACUGUAAAGUUCAGGUGAUGGGGCAAGUGAGUAACGUAAUAAAGCGUUAUUCUGCCCCCUGCUGAGGGACUGCAGACAUGUUUCUCACAGAUAAUGCUGUUUUGUCUUAGAUACAGUGUCUUACUUGCUGACUUGCAGCUUUUUUUCCUCACACGAUCAUUUCCACGGCUUUGUGCAUCUUUUACAUCUUAGCCUUCUUCAUGUUCAAGCACUCGAAGCCAAGCAUAAAGAUGAAGCGGGAAUUAAGACAAAUGCGACAGUACUUGGCAGUUAUGUGCCUCUGGCAAGCAAUUAAAUAUACAAGAUAAGGAUGAAGAAAGUAAAGGAUUUACUCACAGUAGCUCUUGUGAUGUGUAUGUCUCUGUAUGUUUAUUACAGUACUCCUCAGAAACCGCAAACCUGAAAACCUCACUUCCACCAGAUCCCUGCUGCAUCAGCCUACCUCAUCAUCCCAGAUCACACUAAACAUUCAACCUGUGAUGGCUGUCCUGUUCAUGAUGAUUAAGGAUUUUCAGACAGGGUUUCCACAGUGCAUUUGUUUGAACACAGGUCUGUAAUGUCAUGGAAAAGAAAAGAUUCACAGAGGUACAUGUGUAAGUGUAUUUUGUGCACACUACUGAUGGCAUGCUGCCUGUGGCGAGUGGGGUGGAAACAACUUGAACCAGAAUAUUGUGCUGUGUGAACACAUCCGGUUUAAAAACAAAAUAUACACAGAAGCGAGCGGUGCCACAACAGUGCAGAAGUGUGUGGUACUGGUACAGAUACACGAGCUCCGUUCUGCACACUUUAUGCAAAAAGCUUUGAACACACCGAUUCUGCCUGACGUUUCUGUUUCCGUAUGCAACGUGUGCUCCUACUGUAAGCAUGUAAAUGUGCAACACUGUAAAGUAUUUCUGGUACAGAAUUCAAAAUUGAAUACAUUAUUAUUUAUAUCAAGUUCUGAAUAUUUUCUAUUAUUUGAAGUUUCGUUUUUUUUUUUUU
Molecule: messenger RNA, 3907 nt
Organism: Hemibagrus wyckioides
Lineage: Eukaryota; Metazoa; Chordata; Actinopteri; Siluriformes; Bagridae
Gene: fzd3b
Product: frizzled class receptor 3b
Exons: 7
Coding region: 640-2712 (690 amino acids)
Biological process (GO): non-canonical Wnt signaling pathway; canonical Wnt signaling pathway
Cellular component (GO): plasma membrane
Molecular function (GO): Wnt receptor activity; Wnt-protein binding
Source: RefSeq, a predicted model, not a curated record